AUGAUGAAUUCUGUUUUCAGAGAUUGGGAUUUUUUCUCUGUCCCGAUUGUAAAGGGGAGAAUACUCCUGGUUUGGAAAAAGGAUAUGUUCAAAAUUACUAUUAUUGGUGUGGAAGACCAGUUUAUUCACUGUACUGUGAAGAUCAUGGGAGUUUUGUACCCAUUUUGCUUGACAGUAAUCUAUGGUAGGAAUCAUUUAGAGGAGAGGAAGAGGCUUUGCCAGGCCUUAGAUUCACUGAGUUUGCCAGUUCAACCGUGGUUAGUUGCGGGUGAUUUUAAUGUUGUUUUUUAUUUUGAUGAUAGAAUAGGUGGCCGUCCUAUCACUGAGAUGGAAAAGGAAGAUGCGUGUCAUUGGAGAGCAGAUUGUUUGAUGGCUGAAAUCCGUAGAAUUGGUGCUCAAUUCACUUGGUCCAAUAAGCAGAAGGGAGGUUCUCGAAUUUUUUCCAAAUUGGAUAGAGUUUUCAGUAAUGAAGCCUGGACUGAUGUUUUUCCUUACUCAGAAGCUCAAUUCAACUGGGAUGUAAUUUCUGACCAUUGUUACUGUGUUAUUAAACCUGUCCUUGGUCAGGUUUCAGGGCUGAAACCGUUCAAAUUUUUCAAUAUGUGGACAAAACAUGAGAAGUUUAGGGAGACUGUCCUGAACAGUUGGGGUGCUAAUGGAGUCUGUUCUGGUUUGAAAGGAAUUAGUCAGAAAUUGACUAAUUUAAAGUCUGUUUUGGUUCAGUUUAAUAGGAGAACAAUUGGGGAUAUACCAGGAAAAUAUCUUGCAGCCAAGGAAAAGUACCAGCAAGCUCAGUUUUUACUUCAACAGCAGCCUCAGUCUAAAGAGCUUCUUAGUGCAGAGCAAGAAGCUUGUUCUGAGUUUAUUCUCUGUGCUAAAAUGCAUGAGAGCUUUCUCAGACAACGGAGUAAAGUCACCUGGUUGAGAUAUGGAGAUGACAACACUGCUUUCUUUUAUGCAACUUUAAAACAGAGGUAUGCUUCUAAUCGGAUUACUGCUUUUGUCAAUGACCAUGGACAGAUAGUUGAUUGUUAUGAGGAUCUGAUCAAGCAUUUUGUUAGCCACUUUGCAGGGUUUCUGGGUAGUUCUAGUACUGCUACUGCUAGGAUUCAGCUGGCAGUGAUAAACAUUGGUAAAACCUUAAGCAUUGAUCAGCAACUCAGUUUAGUUAGACCUUUUUUCGAAGAAAGAUGUUAA
Molecule: messenger RNA, 1197 nt
Organism: Humulus lupulus (European hop)
Lineage: Eukaryota; Viridiplantae; Streptophyta; Magnoliopsida; Rosales; Cannabaceae
Exons: 1
Coding region: 1-1197 (398 amino acids)
Source: RefSeq, a predicted model, not a curated record